AUGAAAAACCAGCUCCGCGGCCCCCCAGCGCGGGCGCACAUGUCGGCUUCGGGGGCGGCGGCGGCGGCGGCUGCUGGGAGCACCCGGGCGGGGUCCGAGCCCGGUGCUGGGUGUGGGUCCAACGCGGGCACUGGGGCGAGCGCGGCGACCGGAGCAGGGGCCAUGCCCUGCAAGAGUGCGGAGUGGUUACAGGAGGAGCUGGAGGCGCGCGGCGGCGCGUCGCUGCUGCUGCUAGACUGCCGACCGCACGAGCUUUUCGAGUCGUCGCACAUCGAAACGGCCAUCAACCUAGCCAUACCGGGCCUCAUGCUGCGCCGUCUGCGCAAGGGCAACCUGCCCAUCCGCUCCAUCAUCCCCAACCACGCCGACAAGGAGCGUUUCGCCACGCGCUGCAAGGCGGCCACUGUGCUGCUCUACGACGAGGCCACGGCCGAGUGGCAGCCCGAACCCGGCGCUCCAGCCUCGGUGCUCGGUCUGCUGCUACAGAAGCUGCGCGACGACGGCUGCCAGGCCUACUACCUCCAAGGUGGUUUCAACAAGUUCCAAACAGAGUACUCAGAGCACUGCGAGACCAACGUGGACAGCUCGUCCUCACCCAGUAGCUCGCCACCCACCUCUGUGUUGGGCCUGGGGGGCCUACGCAUCAGCUCUGACUGCUCGGACGGCGAGUCAGACCGAGAGCUGCCUAGCAGUGCCACUGAGUCGGAUGGCAGCCCUGUGCCAUCUAGCCAACCAGCCUUCCCUGUCCAGAUCCUGCCCUACCUCUACCUCGGCUGCGCCAAGGACUCCACCAACCUGGACGUGCUUGGCAAGUACGGCAUCAAGUAUAUCCUCAAUGUCACACCCAACUUACCCAAUGCCUUCGAGCAUGGUGGCGAGUUCACCUACAAGCAGAUCCCCAUCUCUGACCACUGGAGCCAGAACCUCUCCCAGUUCUUCCCUGAGGCCAUCAGCUUCAUUGAUGAGGCCCGCUCCAAGAAGUGUGGUGUCCUGGUGCACUGCCUGGCAGGUAUUAGCCGUUCGGUGACAGUCACUGUGGCCUACCUGAUGCAGAAGAUGAACCUGUCACUCAAUGAUGCUUAUGACUUCGUCAAGAGGAAAAAAUCCAACAUCUCGCCCAACUUCAACUUCAUGGGGCAGCUGCUGGACUUUGAGCGGACGCUGGGGCUAAGCAGCCCAUGCGACAACCAUGCGCCCAGUGAGCAGCUCUACUUCUCCACACCCACCAACCACAACCUGUUCCCACUCAAUACGCUCGAGUCCACGUGAGGCCUGGCAUACUGCUGGGCAUGGCACCAGGCCCCUGCUCAGCCCUCCACAGGGCCAUGUGGGAGGGCCCAAGCCUGCUGCCUCUGGCCUGAGGAAAUCACAGAUGUCGCCUGUGCCCAGAGGCCCAGGCUAACCAAUGGCUGAAUGCCCUUACCAUCCUGUGGGAGCAGGGCCCGCAGUCAAGGCCUCCCUCUGCAAAGGUUGCUGGAGAGGCCUCAGCUCUCAGACAUGUGGCUUUGGGGGUCUGACAGGGCCUCAUCCUUUCCUAGGACACUCCUUUCUGCUGAUGGCCCAGCCAGUUUGGCUACUUUUUAAAGACAUACAUAUCCAUGGACUUGAGUUUACUUUUUACUUUUGGCAGGUAAAUCCAAGCUCCCUGGAGCACAAAGAGUAUUCAAGCUCUUCUUGAUUUUUCUUUUUUUUUUUUUUAACAAAAAGUGUUAUUUUUCAGGCCACAUGCAACAGUGGAUUGUAUAAACCAGUAUUUUAUCCCUUUCUUGAUACUACAGAGAGAGAGAAGCGUUCUCAGUUUUGUUUU
Messenger RNA from Otolemur garnettii (small-eared galago), 1807 nucleotides. It is a transcript of the gene DUSP7, whose product is annotated as dual specificity phosphatase 7. Lineage: Eukaryota; Metazoa; Chordata; Mammalia; Primates; Galagidae. Gene Ontology annotation, molecular function: MAP kinase tyrosine/serine/threonine phosphatase activity; protein tyrosine/threonine phosphatase activity. The record is from RefSeq and is a predicted model, not a curated record. The transcript has 3 exons. Gene Ontology annotation, biological process: negative regulation of MAPK cascade; protein dephosphorylation. Gene Ontology annotation, cellular component: cytoplasm; cytosol. Bases 1 to 1269 code for a protein of 422 amino acids.